GCUUUGGUGCAUAUUAUUGUGCUAAAUCGUCAUGGCCCAGUAUUUCCUAAGCCCAGCUACACAUUUGCCGUGAGCGAACUCAGUCCGAUUGGCAGUGUUGUUGGCAAAGUUCACGCACUCGAGGAGCCGAGUGAUCCGCACAGUCAUUCCGGUGGAUUCGGCAUCUGUCGCUAUCACAUAGAAAUGAGUAACCUCAAGGACGAGCGUGUGGGUCGUCAUUCGACAGGCUCGCAGAUUCCAUUUUCAAUAGAUCGAUACGGUACUCAUGCCUUUAUCAAAUUGUACGACCUAGAUUACUGA
This is a messenger RNA of Protopolystoma xenopodis, 300 nucleotides long. NCBI's taxonomy places the organism in Eukaryota, Metazoa, Platyhelminthes, Monogenea, Polystomatidea, Polystomatidae. The record is from the annotation of a GenBank genome assembly.